This is a messenger RNA of Vitis vinifera (wine grape), 2080 nucleotides long. Its product is annotated as pentatricopeptide repeat-containing protein At5g66520. Gene Ontology annotation, biological process: RNA modification. Gene Ontology annotation, molecular function: RNA binding; protein binding. The transcript has a single exon. NCBI's taxonomy places the organism in Eukaryota, Viridiplantae, Streptophyta, Magnoliopsida, Vitales, Vitaceae. Bases 127 to 1533 code for a protein of 468 amino acids. The record is from RefSeq and is a predicted model, not a curated record.
AACCUCUCAAUUUUAUGCAUAUCCUUGGUCCUACCUAAAAAAGUAAAACUCCAAACGCCUCCUGCUUAUUGUUCACAUCCCUAACCCCAUUUUCAAUUUUUGUUGCCAAUUCAUGUAGCUUAUGCCAUGAGACCCUUUCCACGUCUCAACCCCAGAGUCACCAAAUUCCUCAACUUGUUAACCAAUUGCUGCUCCCCCUGUCACAUUCAUCAAAUUCAAGCCCAACUCAUCGUCCAAAACCUCCACUCAAACACCACCAUUGCCCACCACUUCAUCACUGCAUGCCAGUCUCUAGGCCUCUUGGAUUCCGCCCUCCUCCUCUUCACCCAUCACUCCAAGCCCCAUGUCUUCAUCUGCAACUCCCUCAUUAGGGCCUUCUCUCACAACCACACCCCCCACACCCCUUUCUCUAUUUACACCCACAUGCAUAGCAACUCCAUUCUUCCCAACAACUUCACCUUCCCUUUCCUUCUCAAGUCCCUGGCUGACUUUAAGGGCCUCAGUGAAGGCCAAUGCAUACAUACCCAUGUCGUGAAAUUGGGUCAGUUUGAUGAUAUUUAUGUGCAGAAUUCACUGCUCAAUGUGUACGCGUCGUGCGGUGAUAUGGGAUUAUGUAUGCGUGUGUUUGAUGAAAUGCCCCAUAGAGAUGUUGUGUCUUGGACUGUGUUGAUUACCGGGUACCGCAGUGCUGAAAGAUAUGAUGAUGCGUUGAUUGCUUUUGAACAGAUGCAGUAUGCAGGGGUGGUUCCCAAUCAUGUGACCAUGGUGAAUGCUUUAUCAGCUUGUGCUGAUUUUGGGGCGCUUGAAAUGGGUGUUUGGAUACAUGAAUUUAUAAGGAGAAGUGGUUGGGAAUUCGAUGUGAUUUUGGGGACUUCUUUGAUUGAUAUGUAUGGAAAAUGUGGGAGAAUUGAAGAGGGGUUGGUUGUUUUUAGAAGCAUGAAAGAGAAGAAUGUGUUUACUUGGAAUUCACUCAUUAAAGGGCUAGCUCUAGCAAGAAGUGGGGCGGAGGCAGUUUGGUGGUUUUAUAGAAUGGAGCAAGAGGGGAUCAAGGCAGAUGAAGUGACCUUGAUUGCAGUGCUUUGUGCUUGUAGUCACUCAGGGAUGGUGCAAAUGGGACGGCAAAUUUUUGGUUCACUGAUGAAUGGGAAGUAUGAAUUUUUUCCUGGUGUCAAACACUAUGCCUGUGUGAUUGACCUCUUAGCCCGUGCUGGGAUUCUUCAAGAGGCUAUGGAAGUGAUGACCCGAAUGCCUUUUGAGCCUAAUAAAGUUAUGUGGGGAGCAUUUCUGGCUGGCUGUAGAGCUCAUGGUGACUUGGAAUUGAGUGAAUUUGCAGCUAGAAAACUUGUGGAGUUGGAGCCAGGGAAUGGUGCUUAUUAUGUUCUUUUGUCUAACAUAUAUGCAGAGAUGGGAAGAUGGAGUGAUGUUGAGAAAGUGAGGAGGUUGAUGAAAGAGGGGGGACUUACUAAGGACUUGGGUUGUAGUUCCAUAGAACUUGAACCCCAGGAGCGUGUAUAUGAAUUAUUAGCAGAAUGAGUCUUUGCAUUUUCUUGGACACACAUGCUUGAAUGGACUGGUUGAUUACAGCCUACAGAGGGUCUCUACCAUUUGCAAAAAUGGUGCAGUUUUUAAUUUCUAGAGCCUCUGGUUGAUGGGGCGAAGCUUCCAUCCAGGACUAAUUGUUUCUGCAUCAAUCCCUCCACGGCCAGCCUGCUCGAUGUGUGCGGAAACAGGGCUUCUAUAGAGCAAAUAAGCCUGGUUCAACACCCAAAUAUCAGUUUCCUGAGUUUGAUCACAGGUUCAUCCAUCAUCCUUUCAUGGAAACAUACUUCUUUUGUCCUUCUCAAGUAGCUUGCAAAUUGUUCAUGUGAAGUCUAGGAAUCCUACUUAAAUACCCUUUAAGGACCAAGAUAUAAUUCAUGUCACAACCAGUGGUUGGAUCAUGUGGCUGAGUCAAGAUUAUUUAUGUCUGAAUGGAACAGACAAAAUGCAAGUUCUAUUAAUGCACAAUGCAUAAGCCAAGUCUCAUGAAAGCACAAAUUAUGUGUAUAUCAUGUCCCAAAUAAAAUUAUUAUUGUGUAAA